Molecule: messenger RNA, 3018 nt
Organism: Ipomoea nil (Japanese morning glory)
Lineage: Eukaryota; Viridiplantae; Streptophyta; Magnoliopsida; Solanales; Convolvulaceae
Exons: 4
Coding region: 1-3018 (1005 amino acids)
Biological process (GO): DNA integration
Molecular function (GO): nucleic acid binding; RNA-DNA hybrid ribonuclease activity
Source: RefSeq, a predicted model, not a curated record
AUGUACUACGAUGCUUUCACCGAGUUAGGGCUACCUAGAGGCCAGCUCAAAGAGGUACGAACUCCACUCUCUGGGUUUACUGGGGAUUCGGUGGAAACAGAAGGGUCGGUGACCCUGCCCGUGGAAAUAGGCACGAGCCCCAACAUUCGCAAGCUGGACAUGGAGUUCAUCGUGGUAAGACUCACUUGUGCGCACAACAUCAUACUCGGGAGGCCAGCACUGGAGGACCUCAAGGCCAUAGUAUCGGUGGAACACCUGUGUAUGAAGUUCCCCACUCCGAAUGGAAUAGGAGUCGUCAGGGGUGACCGACGGGCAGCCCGCAGUUGCUACGUGAAGGCAUGCAAGAAGAUUGGCAGUAAGGACCUACAGGUCCACACGAUCGCGGAGAAAAUUUUCAAAGAAGAAGAGGCCUGGCCCCGCGCCGAGCCCGCGUCAGAAACGGAAGAUAUAGUUCUGGAUCCCUCCAGACCAGACCGAGUGGUGAAGAUCGGCAUAGGAUUAAGCCCAGAACUAAGGGCCCAGAUAGUGGAUGUAAUCCGCCGUUCUCACACGGUGUUCGCAUGGGGGCCAGAGGACAUGCCGGGCAUAGAUCGAAGGAUCAUAACCCACAAGCUCGCAGUCGAUCCCAGCGGAAAACCAGUGCAUCAGCGAAAAAGGUAUAUGUCGGCAGAACGAAGGGAGUUCGUGAAAAAGGAGGCGACCGCAUUACUCAACGUAGGGCACAUCAAGGAGAUUUACUACCCACAGUGGCUGAGCAACGUAGUCUUGGCUCCCAAAGGAUCAACAUGGAGGAUGUGCAUGGACUACACGGACCUCAAUAGGGCAUGCCCUAUGGUCCGUUUUCCACUACCCAAUAUAGAUCAAUUGGUGGAUGAGACGGCAGGAUGUGAACUCAUGAGCUUCAUGGACGCCUUCCGUGGGUACCAUCAGAUAUCCAUGCAUGAGGAGGACGCAGAGAAGACCGCUUUCACCACUCACGAGGGGAUAUUCUGCUACGUGGUCAUGCCGUUCGGACUGAAGAAUGCCGGGGCCACAUACACUCGUAUGGUGGCAAAGCUGUUCAAGACAGUACUGAGACGAAACAUGGAAGCAUACGUGGACGACAUGAUCGUCAAAAGUCGCAACGCCACCUCCCAUGUCGAGGAUCUCAGUGAGGUAUUUUCCAUUAUGAAGAAAUUUAAUUUGCGCUUGAACCCAAAAAAAUGCACCAUCGCCGUUGAUGGGGGCAAAUUUCUAGGCUUCAUGGUCACUAGGAACGGCAUUGAGCCGAAUCCAGAAAAAGUAAGGACUAUCCUUGACAUGGAGCCUCCGCGGUCCAUAAAGGAAGUCCAGAGACUCAACGGGCGUCUGGCGGCCUUAGGCCGUUUUCUAUCUAAAUCGGCUGAACGUUCCCUCCCCUUCUUCCAAAUCUUGAAAAAGAGCAAAGGGUUCGAGUGGAUGCCAGACUGUCAAAAGGCCUUUGAAGAGUUGAAAAAAUAUUUGUUGUCCCCGCCCCUGCUUGCAAAGCCAGAGGCAGGUGAAACCCUAAUCCUGUACUUGGGCGUGUCACAGGGUGCGAUCAGCUCCGUGCUGGUCAAAAAAGAAGGAGGGACUCAGCGUCCCAUCUACUACGUAAGCAAAGCCCUACACGACGCGGAGCUCCGGUACAAUGUGUUGGAGAAAACAAUAUUUGCCAUAGUCACUUCAUCAAAAAGUCAGUUUGACAUAGAUUUCAAACCAAGGCCCGCCAUCAAAGGCCAAGCUCUUGCAGACUUUAUAGUGGAGUGCACAGCUCGGGAAGUGACGGACCAGGUAGAAACUGAAGAUGGAGGGUGGUGGACCUUGUCCACAGACGGCUCUUCAAACAGCAAAGGUUGCGGCGGUGGCGUAGUGCUCGUCACUCCGGAGGGAUUCCGCCCCUACUAUGCCAUCCGAUUCCACUUCAAAUUAUCUAACAAUGAGAUAGAGUACGAGGCCCUCCUCAAUGGACUGCGAUUGGCGGCGGGACUACGAGCUGAGAAGGUCCGAAUUCGAUGCGAUUCCAAGCUGGUGGUCAGCCAGGUAUCUGGGGAGUAUGAAGCCAACGAAGGAAGCAUGCAGAAAUACAGAGAUGCGGUGUUGAGAACCCUGCGCGAGUUUGAGGGAUAUGAGAUACACCAGACUAGGGAGCCAUGUUGGAUUGAUCAUUUCAAACGAUACAAGGCAGAUGGCACCCUACCGCAAGACGAGGCAGACGCAAAGGUAACGAAGUUACGGGCACCCAACUACGUUGUCUCGGGCGAUAAACUGUACAAACGCUCCUAUAACGGCACGUUACUGAGGUGUCUAUAUCCAGAAGCGAAGUUGGUGAUAAAAGAAGUCCACGAGGGGGGAAUUGACCUGGUAGGGGCCCUUCCCACGGGGACUGGAAGCAGGAAGUACAUCAUUGUGGCCAUCGACUAUUUCACGAAAUGGGUGGAGGCCGAGCCCCUGGCGAGCAUCACCGCAGCAAGGUGCAAAAGGUUUGUCGAGAAAAACAUCCUGUAUCAUUUCGGUAUCCCUCUCCAGGUAAUCACAGACAAUGGCCGUCAGUUCGAGGCACGAGAAUUUUCAGAAUUCUUAGCAGGAUGGGGCGUUAAGCAUAACCGGGUGGCGGUAUCUUAUCCUCAAGCGAAUGGGCAAGUGGAGAAUGCGAAUAGAACCAUCCUCGACGACCUCAAGAAAAAGCUAGAAGUGGCUGGCGGAGCCUGGGUGGAGGAACUCGACAGCAUCCUCUGGGCCUAUCGCAUGACACCAAGAAGGGCCACCGGGGAAACCCCGUUCGCACUUGCCUAUGGAUUCGAAGCUCGAGCCCCGGUGGAAGUAAUCAUACCUAGUAGAAGGGUGGAGGAGUUCGAGUCAGAACAAAAUGAACUCCAUCAAAGGGUGGAUCUGAACUUCUUGGAUGAAAAAAGAAAAGCGGCAUUCUGCAAGAUGGAGAACUACGGUCGUCAGCUAAAGUCCUACCACGAUGCAAAAGUCCGACCCCGGUACUUCCAGGUCAGCGACCUUGUGUUGUGA